AUGGACAAACACGAGGAGGACACGUGCACCUACACGUACAAAACGUGCGGCAACCGACGCACAAUCAAACGCGACGGGUCGUUCCAUCGCUUGUGCGAAUUCCACCGAAAAAAAGCCAACGCCCUCCAAAAGGCCUACGCUACCAAGCGGCGCAGGGAGUUCCAUUCGCUGCGGGAGCUCGUCAAGCAGUCCGUACAAGUGGGCCGCGACUGCAUAGACAACAACACGAACAACACUUUGUUCGAUUUGGAUGAGGUGGAGCCAUUUGCCCUGUCGUCCCAAGCUGCCGGGUUCUCGGACGAGGAGUUUGCAUAUUUGUGUCUGGAGUUGCAAUUAUUAUAA
Messenger RNA from Aphanomyces astaci, 342 nucleotides. RefSeq lists its product as hypothetical. The transcript has a single exon. The coding region runs from base 1 to 342 and encodes 113 amino acids. NCBI's taxonomy places the organism in Eukaryota, Oomycota, Saprolegniomycetes, Saprolegniales, Verrucalvaceae. The record is from RefSeq and is a predicted model, not a curated record.